AUGUUUCUGGUGAAAAAGUACAAUCCUUCAUUUGGUAUAUGGAUGGGAAAUAAAAGAUUGCAUACCAUUUCGAGGUCGAUUAAGAGUGCCAGUGAAGCUGGUAAUGUUUUAUUAGAAGAAAAAUACCUCCAAGGAAUGAGUGGUGAUAAAUUGCACAUUUCUGCAGGUAAAUCAGCAGAUUUUGGCGAAAGUGCAAAUGCAACACAAGUAUUUUGCUCUCUUGCGGACAAUGCAUUGCGCACUAGAGAUAACUACAGCUUAAAGGAAAAUGAACUACAAAACUUUAAGUGUGAUUCUUGCAAAGAGUGCUUUUCAUCAAAAUACAAGCUAAUAAUGCAUGUGUUCAUUCACAUUGAUGGUGUAGAGCCACCUAGAUACAUAUGUCCAGGCUGUGGUGAGGUGUUUCGCAACAGUGGUAGCUUGAGGAAGCAUUUUAUGAUGCAACGAGGAAUUAGUCAAGCAGAAUAUGAACCUAGCAAAAUCUCCAAUAAAUAUCAUAGGCUAGAGUCCUAUGAACUACAAAAUUUUAAGUGUGAUUCUUGCAAAGAGUGCUUUUCAUCAAAAUACAAGUUAAUAAUGCAUGUGUUCAUUCACAUCGAUGGUGUAGAGCCACCUAGACACAUAUGUCCAGGCUGUGGUGAGGUGUUUCGCAACAGUGGUAGCUUGAGGAAGCAUUUUAUGAUGCAACGAGGAAUUAGUCAAGCAGAAUAUGAACCUAGCAAAAUCUCCAAUAAAUAUCAUAGGCUAGAGUCCUAUGAACUACAAAACUUUAAGUGUGAUUCUUGCAAAGAGUGCUUUUCAUCAAAAUACAAGCUAAUAAUGCAUGUGUUCAUUCACAUCGAUGGUGUAGAGCCACCUAGACACAUAUGUCCAGGCUGUGGUGAGGUGUUUCGCAACAGUGGUAGCUUGAGGAAGCAUUCUAUGAUGCAACGAAGAAUUAGUCAAGCAGAAUAUCAACCUAGCAAAAUCUCCAAUAAAUAUCAUAGGCUACAGUCCUAUGAACAAAUGUAUACUGGUGAUAGAUCAGCCGUUCGUUUGAAACGUACUGCACAGCCAGGUCGACGGAAGAAACAGACCUUAUUACAGUCUGGAGAGAGAAAACACCUAUGUGAUGUUUGUGGGACGGCUUUCAUAACGUCUAGUGGGCUGAAAAGGCACACAUUGGUACACACUGGCAAGAAGCCGUACAAGUGUGGCACUUGUGGGAAAUCGUUUUCUCUCUCUCACCAUUUGAAGAAACAUGUAUUAACACAUACUGGCGAGAGACCACACAAAUGCGAUAUUUGUGGAAAAUCAUUUAGGUCGUCCAGUGAUCGCAAUCGCCAUUCAUUAACACAUAGUUGGGAGAGCCCAUACAAAUGUCAUAUUUGUGGUCAAGUCUCUAUUAUUUCUGAUACUCUAAAGGAAAAUGAAUUGUUACAUAGUGAUGAGAAGGUAUACAAAUGCGAAGAUUGUAGAUCACAAAAGUAUCAUAUUUUCAAUCCCUCUCACUGUGGCCCUUUGAAAAGGCAGGAGUUCGGCGGUAGUGGCAAAAAACAACACCAGUGUGCUCUUUGUGAUAAAUCAUUUGCUUGCUAUAGUAGUUUCAAAAGACACGUAAUAAUUCAUACUGGCGAGAGGCCACAUAAAUGUAAUAUAUGUGGCAAAUCCUACGGGACACCGACUGGUCUGAAGCAGCAUGUUUCAAUACAUUCUGACGAGAGGGUGCACAGAUGCGAUAUUUGUGGGAAAUCCUUUGUCUCCUCUAUUUAUCUCAAGAAGCAUUCAUUACUACAUACUAGUCCGAAGGUAUACAAAUGCAAUGUUUGUCGAAAAUCAUUUAUGACUUCUAGUGAUCUCCACAGGCAUCGCUUAGUACACACUGUCAAGAAGCCACACAAAUGUCAAAUUUGUGGGAAAUGUUUUUCUCAGCCUGUUCAAGUGAAAAGGCACGAAUUAACACACACUGGGGAAAGGCCUCACAUAUGCCACGUUUGUGGGAAAACCUUUAGAAUGUCUAGUGAUCUCAAUCAACACUCAUUGAUACAUACUGGCAUGUUGCCACACAUGUGUGAUAUUUGUGGGAAAUCCUUUAGAACAGCUAGAGAUUUGAAGCUACACAUUUUUAUACAUACUGGCGAAAGUCCACAUAAAUGUGAUAUAUGUGGAAAAUCCUUCAGGACGCCUAGUGUUCUAAAGAAGCAUGUCUUCAUACAUACUGGCGAAAGGGCAUACAAAUGCGACAAGUGUGGGAAACGCUUUAGGAUGUCUAGUGAUCUCAGGCGACACGCAUUAACACAUCCUGGUGUGAGGCCACACAGAUGUGAUCUUUGUGGGAAAUCCUUUACUAGAUCUAAUGAUCUAAAGGUGCACACGUUAAUACAUAGUGAUGACAGGCCUUUCAACUGUGAUGUUUGUGGGAAGUCUUUUCGCAGAUCUAGCUAUCUGAAGAAGCAUGCAUCCACACAUACUGCAAAGAGGCCAGAAUAAUGCUAUGUUUUUGGAGAAAAGAAUUACUUAUUGUCAUCUCAAGAAAUCCUGAACGAAUAUCUCACAAACAUUCAGUUCACUGCAGAGUCUGGGCUGGUUCAGAUAAUGUCAAGUAGGAUGAAAUAGUAUGUAUUAGGACAGCCAAAGCAUGAAUUGAUGUUCCAUUUGUAGAAAUCUCAAAGUCAGGUCAGUAGUUCAUAAGGGAGACAGAUUUUAGUAAAGCUUGCCAUUGUAACUCAUUUACUAGACAUCAAGUAAAAAUGAACAGUAAUGAAAACUUCAUA
Messenger RNA from Schistocerca americana (American grasshopper), 2753 nucleotides. Its product is annotated as zinc finger protein 708-like. Gene Ontology annotation, molecular function: RNA polymerase II transcription regulatory region sequence-specific DNA binding; DNA-binding transcription factor activity, RNA polymerase II-specific. The transcript has 2 exons. Gene Ontology annotation, cellular component: nucleus. The record is from RefSeq and is a predicted model, not a curated record. Gene Ontology annotation, biological process: regulation of transcription by RNA polymerase II. Bases 1 to 2469 code for a protein of 822 amino acids. NCBI's taxonomy places the organism in Eukaryota, Metazoa, Arthropoda, Insecta, Orthoptera, Acrididae.